Molecule: messenger RNA, 1209 nt
Organism: Raphanus sativus (radish)
Lineage: Eukaryota; Viridiplantae; Streptophyta; Magnoliopsida; Brassicales; Brassicaceae
Product: WEB family protein At3g02930, chloroplastic-like
Exons: 2
Coding region: 1-1209 (402 amino acids)
Source: RefSeq, a predicted model, not a curated record
AUGACGAGCAAGAAAGCUACGGAUGAUUUAGCGUUGACUCUGAAAGAGGUAGCUACUGACUGUAGCCAGGCCAAAGAGAAGCUGGCGGUUGUAAAAACAGAGAUCGAGGCUGUGAGGUUGGAUUCCGAGGACGCGAGGAAAGAAGCUGAGCUGAUCAAGAACACGAGCGAGAGGCUAAGGAUCGAAGCGGAGGAGUCUCGUUUGUCUUUGAAUGUGAAAGAAUCUGCGUUGGUAAGUAUUAUAAAGAGAGGAGAAGAUGAGAAAAGCCCGCUUCUUGAGAAGAAUAAUAGGUUGCUUGUGGUUCUCUUCGCAGCUGAGAAUCUGAGUAAAAAGGCUAAGGACGAGAGUCAGAAGGUUAGAGACAUACUUAAACCAGUGAUAAGCGAAGCUAAUAUGGCUAAAGAAGCGGUCGCUAGGGCUGAGAAUUCUAAGUUGAGGGAUGCUUUUCUGGACAAAGAAGCGGAGUUGCAGUUUUCUUUGAAGGAAGUUGAGAAAGUGAAGAUUAAUGAAGCUGUUGCCAGUGAUAAUGUUAAGAAAUUGAAGAAGCUGUUCUCUGAGGUUGAGGUAGCCAUGGGGGAAGAGAAACAUAGAUGCUUGAGCAAGCAAGAGUCCACACAGAAGGAAGUAGAGGCUAAGGUAUUAAGGUUUUUGAACACAAAGGUCAAGAACUUUGAUGCUGAUGAUUUUCAUGUUAAAGCUUCCAUCACUGAAGAUGAAACAGAUUUGGAACAUAGUAUGAUGAGAGAAGCAGGUUUGGUGAACCACGUGAAGAAGCUUGAUUUAAUCUGGAAAGAACAGAACAUGUUCGGUAAUUUGGUGAAAAGGACAAAGGAAGAAACUGAAAGAGACUUGGAGCUAUCAAAGUCUGAAACUGAAGAAGAAAGCAAUAAGAAAGGAUACAUAAGGAAUGUCAGCUGUCUAAGAUACGUGAUCUAUACGACCGGACCGGAUCUAUCCUUUUAUAUAGAGGUGAUAAGUAGAGAUAUGCAAAGAUACAAAGAGUGUUGUGAAGCUACAAUGAAGAAACGUGCAGAAACUAGGAUACCAAUUGUUGGAGAUAGUAAUGGUAAUCACAGAGUUGACACGGAUGAUGGGAAGAACGUAGCGGGUACUGAAGCUGCAAGCAUGUGGUUGUGGCAUUUGCUUAAAAAAGGCAAUAUUAAUGUAAGCGAGAAAGUCGACACAAGAGAAUGUGUUGAAAUGGAUUGA